UGUGAAUUGCGCCCUGUGAGCACCUCUGGUCCAUGAGAGCUGGGAGACUGCGGACACACUGCAGCUGCCGCCGCCAGCAUCCAUUGCAGCGCUCCUCAGGCCGCCGCCGUCUUGGAAUGACAUCAUUCUCAGCCAAUCGCUGAUCGCCGCCUCUACCCCGAGCCGUCUGCCCUUCCUCAGCCCCCCCCAAUAGCAGCACGGGGAGGGCGCAAAGCCGCAGAGAGGGCUGGCCGGACCGGGACUGCGGGCACACAGAAGCAGAGCAGGGGGAGGGGGCUUCUCCCAGGUGUUCGGAGCACAAGUGACAGCAGUCCGGUGCUGCAGCGCGAAGACGAUUACUAUGUGGAGCAUUUUGAUGGGACAAACUUCCAUUUUACAUCUGUAUUGCCAAUAACGAAACAGUGCCUGUGUUCAGAGAAACUAAAGAAGUUCAUCCGAAUUAUUUGUCAAGUUGCUCCAUAUCGUACUCCAUUGAAAAUGUGGCCUAUUGUAACACAGCUUUUAUUGUACAUUUUCUUCUGCUGGGCAGAAGAAGGAAAAAGAUAUGGGCCAGUUUUUGAAGAGCAGCCGAUUGACACCAUUCACCCAGAAGAAUCUUCAGAUGGAAAGGUUUCAAUGAAUUGUCGAGCAAGGGCAAACCCUACUCCUACAUAUAAGUGGCGACAAAAUAAUUGGGAGCUUGAUCUUCUAAAUCCACGAUACAGCAUGAUAGGAGGCAACCUUGUCAUCAACAACCCAGAGAAGUCAAAGGAUACUGGGAAAUAUGUCUGUAUAGUAACAAAUGAGUAUGGAACAGUAAGGAGCAAUGAAGCCAGCCUAAACUUUGGAUAUCUUGAUCCUUUCCCUGCGGAAGAGCGUCCUGAAGUGAAAGUGAAGGAAGGAACGGGAGUAAUGCUGAUAUGUGACCCGCCUCCACACUUCCCAGACGAUCUUAAUUACAGAUGGAUUAUAAAUGAAUUUCCAAACUUUAUUGCUAUGAAUAAACAAAAAUUUGUUGCUCAGACAAAUGGAAAUCUCUAUAUUGCAAAAGUAGAACAAUCUGACAGGGGCAAUUACUCAUGUUUUGUGUCCAGCCCUUCAAUUACAAAAAGUGUGUUCAGCAGAUAUACUUCACUUUUGCCGCAACCUGAAACUGCGAAACGGUAUGCAGCGGACAUACAAGUUGCAUUCACGGAUACUUACGCUUUGAAAGAACAAAAUGUGACACUGGAGUGUUUUGCGUUAGGAAAUCCUGUUCCAGUGAUAAGAUGGCGUAAGCUGAAUGAACCAAUGCCUCCUUCUGCGGAAAUUAAUCAAGCAGGCACUGUGCUCAAGAUUUUCAAUAUACAGCCUGAAGAUGAAGGAACGUAUGAGUGUGAGGCUGAGAAUAUUAAGGGGAAGGAUUUGCACAGAGCAUAUGUUUAUGUACAAGCCCAGCCGGAAUGGGUAGAACAUAUAAAUGAUACAGAACGAGACAUAGGCAGUGAUUUGCAUUGGCCCUGUAUUGCUAAGGGGAAACCAAUCCCUACCAUUAGGUGGCUAAAAAAUGGAGAGUCGUAUGCUAAAGGUGAACUGAAAAUCCGUGGCCUAACUAUGGCUCAUGCUGGAAUGUACCAGUGUAUAGCAGAAAACCACUAUGGAGUCAUUCAAGCUAAUGCUGAACUAAAGAUCCUGGCUUUAGCACCAACAUUUGAACUAAAUCCUAUGCGAAAGAAGAUCUUAGCUGCAAAAGGUGGCCGUGUCAUUAUAGAAUGCAAACCAAAGGCAGCUCCAAAACCCAAAUUCUCAUGGAGCAAAGGAACGGAGCUACUUAUAAACAAUACCCGGGUAUCAAUCUGGGAUGAUGGCAGCCUGGAAAUUGUAAAUGUAACAAUUCUCGAUGAAGGCAGCUACACAUGUUUUGCAGAGAAUGAUAGAGGAAAAGCAAAUAGUACUGGAACACUUUCUGUUACAGCUGCCACAAAGAUCACCCUUGCACCAUCCAAUGCAGAUGUAACAGUUGGGGAAAAUGCUUCCAUGCAGUGCCAUGCAUCUCAUGAUCCUUCUCUGGACCUUACAUUCAUCUGGUCUUUAAAUGGAUUUGUGAUUGAAUUCGAUGAUGAUAGUGGCCAUUAUGAAAGGCAUUUUAGGAAUGAUAUUGGUAGUGAGCUCAUCAUUAGAAAUGUCCAACUGAAGCACGCUGGGAGAUACAUUUGUACCGCUCAAACCAUUGUGGACAACUCCUCUGCAUCUGCUGAUCUGGUUGUCAGAGGUCCACCCGGUCCUCCAGGAGGUGUCAGGACAGAGGAAGUGAGAGAUACAUCUGUACAACUCAUUUGGAGUAGUGGGACAGACAAUCACCAGCCAAUUUCUAAAUAUAUUAUUCAAGCUAGAAAUCCAUUGUCAGAGGAGUGGAAGGAUGUGAAGACAGAAAUUCCCAAUAUUGAAGGAAAUAUGGAGUCAGCAAGAGUAGUAGAUUUAAUUCCAUGGAUGGAGUAUGAAUUCCGUGUUAUAGCAACCAAUACAUUAGGAAUCGGUGAACCAAGCAUACCAUCAUCAAGAAUUAGAACAGAGGGGGCUGCUCCCAAUGUUGCUCCUGCUGAUGUUGGAGGAGGAGGUGGAAGCAAUCGGGAGCUAACAGUAACAUGGGUGCCCUUAGCACGGGAAUAUCAUUAUGGUGACAAUUUUGGCUAUAUCGUUGCCUUUAAACCUUUUACUGAAAACGAAUGGAGGAAAGUAACAGUUACCAACCCCGAAAGUGGUCGAUAUGUACAUAAGGAUGACACUAUUACUCCCGCUACCCAGUUUCAAGUAAAAGUAAAAGCCUUCAAUAAAGUAGGAGAUGGUCCGUUCAGCAGCACGGCUAUCAUUUAUUCAGCAGAUGAAGCUCCCACAGAAUCCCCUACAGGGAUGAAAGUUUUAGGAAUACCAACGUCUACUGAAGUAACUAUAUCAUGGCAGCCAGUGAUUGGACAAACUAUUCUAGGAUACCAGAUCCGUUACUGGCGCAGUCAAGACAAACAGACUGCAGCGCACAGACUACAGCUGGAAAGUUUAGAUACUGUAGUCAAGAUUGAAGGAUUGUUGCCAAAUACUAUCUACCACUCAGAUGUUUGUGCAUACAACAGCGCAGGGGAUGGGCCUAGAAGCCAUAGCUUUAAUUUCCACACCAGCAAAGCACCUCCAAGUCAGAAACCUCAAAUUAUCAGUGCUGUGAAAUCUGGCUCCCAGUAUAUCAUCACUUGGCAACAUGUGACGCCAUUAUCCAAUGAGUCUGCAGUAGAUGGAUACAAAGUUCUGUACAGACCAAAUGGAGAACACAAUGGCAGGGUGUUGUCAACUGCAAAGCAUUCUAUAGAACUGCCGGCCCCAAAGGAAGGAGAGUACAUUGUUGAAGUUAGAGCCGUCAGUAAAGGAGGAGAUGGAGCCGUUGCUUUCAUCAAACUUUCUAGUGAUACAGCAGGAAUACUUCCCAGUAUUCUUGGUAUACUGCUACCAACUUUUGUCCUGGUUUACCUGGAAUUCUGAAUGUCGGCCUCUUUACAGCAUCCUGAGUGCAGUGUACUCCUUUCCCAUCUCUGGAGGAUAACAUCAGUCUAUGACUACUGCGGCACCACCUUAAGCCAAAAAUAAAAAAAACAAAUAUAUAUUACCCAACAGGUUUAUUAUGAACUUUAAAGAGGAUUAAGGCAUUCAGGAACUCCUCCGUGGGAUCAUUUUCAAGGAUAAGAGAUCAUUUUUAACUUGUUCCGAUAUGCCUUAUGAAACACUUACGCCAAUCUGUGACGGUUGCAUGAUCAAAUGGGGCAAGUUGCAGUGUUAAAUUACAAUAACUUAGACUGUACAGUGAAAGUCGCCAUCCAUAGGCGAUUAAACUUUAAUAACAAAUUGUGAAAUAUACUAGAGAUACAAAUGUGGUAUGUGUAAGAGUAACUACAUCUGUCUGUACUAUCUGUUUUGCGUGUUACAUAUUUUUGAAUGAACCCUGUCCUGGGCUCUAGACAAAUAGUCAGAUCAAAAACAUUGUAUUAGAAUUUAAUUUCUAAAACAAAUGAAUGUAGAUUCCUAUUGCUGAAAAUGACAAUUGAAUAUAGGAAAAUGUAUACAUAUCGUUGAGUGCUUUCAAGUGCAGGCAAUGGGUUAUAAUGUUCCUAUUACAAGAGUAGCCCAUUACUUGGGAGUGCUUUGUUACACUGUAAAUAGUGCAAUAAAUGGCUCACUUAUGAAUGUAUAGUAUAUAUAGCAUAUAAAACACAGUUUAAAAAGUAGCAAACCACUGAUAUAUUUCAGAACAUUAAGAUUUAUGUAGGAGAACUUAGGAAGUCAUGACAUUACCAAGAAUGAGAAAUAUUAAACAGUCAGACUUUGGUUUCCCAGAACUCCUUGUGGUGUGGGCUGCUGGGUAAGCACCCGUCCAAAAUAUACAAAGUACUUUUUACCAGAGCUGCACAUACUGCAUCACUUUGGUACUGUACAUUGAAAAAUAUUGGAGGACAUAUAUGAAACCACAGGUAAUUGUAAAAAAAAGUUGGUGUUGUCCUUAGCAACCAAUUGGAUUCUGUCUUUUUUGAAAGUACAGUUUACAUAAAGAAAGUGGACAUCUGAUUUGUUGCUGUGAGUAAUGCCACCUUUACUACACUGUGUAGUACAGAUAGUGCACAUUCCACAUGGACAAAUGGCAUCAUCGAGAACCCCCAAGUUGAGAGAUAUGACCCUUGCACUGCACUGACCCCACCUACUGAAUUGUAUGUCACUGAAAGUUAAGCUUGAUUGUGAAGUUUGUCUAGAAGAAAUGUGCUCCAUCUGCAAUUCCAUAACUGUCCGAUGAUGAUUACAAGGGUUUUAUUGUAUUCAGAAUUAUUUUUUGUCUGUUUUAACCAGAAUUUAAAUUAAUAUGAAGGUUUUCCUUGAUUCGAUGUGUAGUUGUAUAAGCAUUUAUUGCCUACAGUAUGUAACGUGAAGCAAAUACAGUAGUCAUGCUAUUACAAUGCCCAUUGCUGGCAAUGGGAUUUCCCAGUCUCCCGUCUAAAGUCUGAAUGUUGUUUCAGAUGUAGGAAAACAAAACAGCCAAACUACAUCUGUGCAAACUAUUGUAAAUUUUAAUGUAAUUGUGAAAAUAUAAAAAAGUCACCUACAGUAUAUCAUGUUGUGUAUUAUUUGUGAAGUUUCCAAAUCACACACGCAUCGAUCAAAUGAGUUUAACCAGAAAAAUAGAUGUUUUGAUUGGAUUUUAUUUGUCAAUCUGCUUGUAGAGAAAGGUCUCCAGUGACUUAAUUAUGGACAAAGAACAUGAUAUCAAGCUGUUAAUUCCGUAUGGUAUGGUAUGGUAUGGUACGGUAAAUGUAAAUGUAAUCCAGAAUAGUUGUGCAACAAUUGAUGAUGUGGUCCAUCUUGUGGUAUAGUAAUAUAAGUUGAAAAAGUAUAUUAGGAGAAAAAAAGUGAAUGAUGAUGAACACAACCGAAACUGCUCUGAAUGGUUGUGUUACUGACACUUCUGAAAUUAAUGAAUGUGUUUGUUCUGACUGUCUAUAAUUUUUGUAUUGUUCAGUCAUACUUAUUUUAAAGUUGUGCUUCAGUAUUCAGUUCAUGUGUGAAUGGUACAACUCAGUAUUAUAAAUCCGGGUCUAGUAAUAGUGUAUAAUGUUUCAGCUUAUUUCCAGGAAAUAUGAAAUUGUAUUCUUUUCUAUCAUUAGCACAACCUUGUUAUCUGAUUGGGGAUUAUUUUAUCUUUAUAGAGUCAAUACCUUAGAAGUCUUUAAUUAUAUAUUCAGAAUGAAAACAAAUCUGUGAUUCUACUGUGUACCCCUGUCUUUAAUUUUUAUAUUUUUUUGUAUUGCCUACAUACAUGAAAAAUAUCUCACUCUUGUUUAAUUCAUAUAAUUGUCUGUAUAUUAAGCAAUUAUUAAGAAAACAGAGCUUUUUACUUCAAAAAAUUUAAUGAAUUUACAGUACCAAGAAAUAUAAAAUGCUAAAUGGGAAGUAUCACUGUUUCUAAAAUAAAUACGUUGUGCAAAGCUUUUCUGGCAGGGUACAGCAUGGAUACUUAUGCAGAUGGAUCAGGUGUGCAGCCCCAAAGGGUAUUACUAGUGAGACCAGAAAUUGGGGUGCAGUGCCUCUCCUGUACCAUUAUUGCACUGUACUAAUACCAUAACUAUGCUUUGUCUUGCAGAAUUCACUUUUCAUAGGAAAGUGAUGCAUCCCGAUUUAGUAGUAUGCUAAAGCACAGGUGCACGUUUUCAUUUGCAUAGUUCCCAUGUUCAUUUUCUGUGUACCCCUAAUCUCAAUUACUGUUUUGCCAAAUGCUUAAAGGCCUUUUAUUUUUGUUAUUUUUGUAAUAGAAGAGCAAACACAAUAAUAGUUUUUUUUCUUUAGUUCUGGGGCAUUUAAAGGGAAGUCUGUGCUUCUAUCUAUCUGUAAAAUAAGCAAUGAAAAAGUAAAAGCCAGACCUGGGAAUGCAUCAAAAUUGUGCUUUUCACCUUUACAACCAAGACUGCUACCUUGAUUUUCAACUUUCUGUGAGCAAAUGUAACUAAAUAUAUCACCUAUUUAAAGCUGAGCUUCUAAUUAUAACAAGAUCAAUGUUAUUUUUUCCCCUUUACAAUGCUAAAGUGACAAUACGUUAUUUUGUUAUAGUUGCAUUUUUUAACUUUAGUUGUUUAUUUUUAUUUUUUAAGUGGACUAGGCAAAGAUCUUAUGUUUCAUUUAUUUUGAGUGGCAUUGGUCAAAAUUAAAUAUCAGUAUUACUUACAAUGUAACUGCUGGCUUUCAAAUUUACCAAAAUGUUAUGUUUUGUUAAUAAAAUAAAUCACCAAAAUAAAGGCAUUUCACAAACUAUG
Pseudophryne corroboree (corroboree frog) is the source of this 6794-nucleotide messenger RNA. RefSeq names its product contactin 1 (gene CNTN1). Gene Ontology annotation, molecular function: cell-cell adhesion mediator activity. The coding region runs from base 478 to 3486 and encodes 1002 amino acids. The transcript is spliced from 24 exons. The record is from RefSeq and is a predicted model, not a curated record. Gene Ontology annotation, biological process: axon guidance; cell-cell adhesion; brain development. Gene Ontology annotation, cellular component: plasma membrane; axon. NCBI's taxonomy places the organism in Eukaryota, Metazoa, Chordata, Amphibia, Anura, Myobatrachidae.